UUUACCUAAGGAUUGGCCUAGUAAUUGUCCCAGUAGAUCUCUUCAUUCCUUGACGCUCGUUUCUUGCGCUUGAGGGUUGAAUUUGCCACCUGGGCAAUAUAGGGCACGGCACUCUUGGCUAGCAUAGUCACCUACUUGCCCCCUGCAACCGAUAGAGUAUCAAGCCCGACAUAGUUCAAUAUGACGAUGCAAGAAACAUUGCGAGAGCAAGUUGGCGCAGAGCUUGCCCAAGAGCGCUACGAGUGUGCAGUCUGCUAUGUUAUUAUCAAAAGAUCUGCUCAAAUAUGGUCUUGCAAGACGUGCUGGAGAGUGCUGCAUUUGCACUGCGUUAAGAAAUGGGCAAAAGCAUCUUCCGCGAAUUGUUCAGGUCGACAACCAGAUCUAGAUGUCCUGUGGCGAUGUCCCAGUUGCCAGAUGUCCCAGAAUACGAGUGCGUUGCAAUACCGAUGCUUCUGUGAGAAGAAAGUUUCUCCUGAAGUAAACAAUUAUCUCAUUCCGCACAGUUGCGGUGAUACAUGUUCACGGACUCGUCUCCAUUGUCCGCAUCCCUGCACAUCUCCUUGUCAUCCAGGACCUUGUCCACCUUGUGAUCGUCUGGGCUCGCCAGUUUCCUGUUAUUGCGGAAAAGCAAAAUACUCUGUGCGCUGCAAUGACCUUCGUAACCAGAGCUCUUGUGGUCAACAAUGCGGUGGCUCUUUGCUAUGUGGGGCUCACAAGUGCCGUUUGACGUGCCAUGAAGGCCCAUGUCCACCGUGCGAAUCUGUUGAGAUUCAAAGAUGUUAUUGCGGGUCCGAAAUACGGGAGACGUUGUGCGGUGAAGGGAUUCCAUUUGUUUAUGCAGAUCGCGAUACCGGGGUUGAGGAUAUCCGGCACUUCUCAUGUGGUCGUCCCUGCCAUUUCACGUUCUCAUGUGGAAUUCAUCGGUGUGAGCAAAAUUGUCAUCCAUUCUCCGAACAUCCAUCGCCGUGCCCGCUAGAUCCCACUGUUAUGUUUGCGUGUGCUUGUGGAAAGAUAAAACGGAAUGCACUGUCGAUACAGAGCAGGACACAUUGCUCAGAUCCACCACUAACUUGCGAAUCAGCAUGCCAAAAAUUGCUGACAUGCGGCCAUGUGUGUAAUCGACGUUGCCAUGCGGAUCCAUGUGAAUCAGUUUUGUGCCCCAAGACAACCAUACUCAAAUGCCGAUGUGGGUCGACAACGCACUGUGUGCCUUGCUGGAAGGUUAAGCAUAUGACCACUGAGAUCCGGUGCGAUAAGCCAUGUCACCAACGACUUUCCUGCAAACGACAUGAAUGCACUAUGCGAUGUUGUCCAGCGUCCGAUGCGGCAGAUUCAAAUGGCGACCAUGUGUGCCUAAAAGCUUGCGGUCGACCUUUGAAGUGCGGAAUUCACAAAUGCCAGGCGCUCUGUCAUCGAGGAAAGUGCCCACCUUGCCCAGAAGCAUCGUUUAAUGACGUGGCAUGCCAUUGUGGACGGACAGUCCUGCGCGCACCAAUACCAUGUAAUACAAAGCCCCCGGAAUGUUCACAUCCAUGCAUUAGGCAGCCAGCAUGUGGACAUGCAGCCAUUCCUCACCCUUGCCAUCUUGAUGACGUUCCGUGUCCUCCAUGCCCUCACCUUGUUUCCCGCCCAUGCAAGUGCGGCAAAUCUUUAAUGCGACACACGCCAUGCCACCGCACCGCACCCCAAGCAUGUGCUGAACUCUGUGGGAAGGUGCUGCGAACGUGUGAACAUCAAUGUGCAAGGACCUGCCACGAUGACGAUUGUUUGGCUGAGGGUGAGGUGUGUCGACAGCGGUGCAAACUUCAAAGAAAGUGUGGACAUGUAUGUGAUUUGCCUUGCAAUGGGACGCCAUGCGAUCAUGGAACUGGUUGUGGCAUUAAGGUCCGCCGUGUAUGCUCAUGUGGUUGCCGAAGCGAAGAGAUGAGCUGUGACCUACUCCCAGUAGCAACGGCCGCGCCAGGUUGUGCUGAUGGUUUACACGAACCUACGCACGGCUUCCUUCCCUGUAAUGACACCUGUGCCCAGAGUGCUUCAAUUGAGCCAGAGAGCAUCACUCCGUAUCCCCUCACUCUACUCGAUUUUGCCGAUUCUAAUCUGGCAUUCGUAAAAAGCGUGGAAAGAGCCCUGGAGAGACUCUUUAAGGAAGGGAAACGAUCGCAUUACUUUUCUCCUAUGCGACGUGAUGCCCGAGCAUUUGUGCAUGAGCUUUGUCAGAAUUUCUACGGCCUCUCCACUCAGAGCGUAGAUAGAGAGCCAUUCAGGAGUGUCCGUGUGCAAAUGUUGGAUGUGGCUGUUGUACCAAGAAUCCCAAUAUCCGAGGUCGUCACGAGGAGGCAGCAAGGGGAUCCCCUUACCUCUCAAUUGAUUGCCGUUCGACAAAGUGGGCCCCUAAUACCAGUGAGUGACUCGGACGACGAUUGCACGACCAUUAUUUCCAAAUCAGCGGGCGUGAUUUUGAGGAGAGCCGUAGAUAGCGGUACAGAGCAGCAGGUCUCCGAGCUGGCCUCGGGUACAGUGAUACAGGACGGAUCUCCAUUACCUGAUGCGCCAUUGAAUAGCACACCCAAACAAAAACGUAAAGCACGUAAGCGAGCGCCAUCCCGAGCUCGUAUUUCUAGAGAUGCUAAUGUAUCGACCUCAAAUGGGUUCGGUCUACUUGACUUGUUGGGUGAGGAGGAUGGGUGAGGUGGCACUUUUAUUGUUGAGAUUGCACGUAUUCUAUAUAUUUAAUUGCACCCACUUGAUCUGUUAUUAUGUGAACGAUAAUGAUUACAUGUAGCAUGUAAAUAUCUGUCGUAUAUUGUAUCUGG
Spizellomyces punctatus DAOM BR117 is the source of this 2813-nucleotide messenger RNA. RefSeq lists its product as uncharacterized. Gene Ontology annotation, molecular function: RNA polymerase II transcription regulatory region sequence-specific DNA binding; zinc ion binding; DNA-binding transcription factor activity, RNA polymerase II-specific. Gene Ontology annotation, biological process: negative regulation of transcription by RNA polymerase II. NCBI's taxonomy places the organism in Eukaryota, Fungi, Chytridiomycota, Chytridiomycetes, Spizellomycetales, Spizellomycetaceae. Bases 181 to 2688 code for a protein of 835 amino acids. The transcript is spliced from 24 exons. The record is from RefSeq and is a predicted model, not a curated record. Gene Ontology annotation, cellular component: nucleus.